AUGCCAACAGAAAUUGAAAAUUUAAAUCCGAGCGUCUACGGCAAGAUCAAGGAGCGACAAAUAACAGCAAAAGAUGAGGACGAAAGCAUUGUGGAUCCCUUCGACAAACGAGAGAUUUUUGAUCUCAUAAGGAAUAUCAAUGAUCCGGAGCAUCCAUUGUCGCUGGAGGAACUGCACGUGGUGCAGGAGGAGCUGAUAAACGUUAGCGACAAACAGAAUUCGGUGCACAUCAAUUUUACACCCACAAUCCCCCACUGUUCGAUGGCCACGUUAAUUGGACUCUCCAUACGGGUGAAGUUGCUGCGGUCGCUGCCACCUCGCUUCAAGGUGACCGUGGAGAUAACGCCGGGAACGCAUGCCUCCGAAUUGGCUGUGAACAAACAGCUGGCGGAUAAGGAGCGCGUCGCCGCUGCACUGGAGAAUCAACAUCUCGCCGAGGUCAUAAAUCAAUGCAUCUCGGCAAAGGGCUAAAUUUGCAAAGUGUGUUUUGUGUUUUUGUUUAUGUCAAUAGAAAAUAGAAUAUAUUUCUUAGCA
This is a messenger RNA of Drosophila grimshawi, 534 nucleotides long. It is a transcript of the gene galla-2, whose product is annotated as MIP18 family protein galla-2. The transcript is spliced from 2 exons. Gene Ontology annotation, cellular component: cytosolic [4Fe-4S] assembly targeting complex. The record is from RefSeq and is a predicted model, not a curated record. NCBI's taxonomy places the organism in Eukaryota, Metazoa, Arthropoda, Insecta, Diptera, Drosophilidae. Bases 1 to 471 code for a protein of 156 amino acids. Gene Ontology annotation, biological process: iron-sulfur cluster assembly.